Chlamydomonas reinhardtii is the source of this 2955-nucleotide messenger RNA. RefSeq lists its product as uncharacterized. Gene Ontology annotation, cellular component: chloroplast. Gene Ontology annotation, biological process: xanthophyll biosynthetic process. The record is from RefSeq and is a predicted model, not a curated record. The transcript has 16 exons. The coding region runs from base 157 to 2115 and encodes 652 amino acids. Gene Ontology annotation, molecular function: heme binding; iron ion binding; oxidoreductase activity, acting on paired donors, with incorporation or reduction of molecular oxygen. Lineage: Eukaryota; Viridiplantae; Chlorophyta; Chlorophyceae; Chlamydomonadales; Chlamydomonadaceae.
CACAAUUGAAUGUAGCUUAGCGAGUUUUGCGUUGUCUUUCAUACUGCGCUUCGCUUGCGCGCCACACGCCAACGGUUUUGCCUCGCCGCUGCCCAAAUUUUCGAACAGCCUUCAUAAACUUGCGUCUUACUUGUCCACGAGAAAGCGUCUGUAGCCAUGCAGACACAACGGCCGCUUGCAAGCCCAGGACGGCAGGCUAGCAUUCCUGCGCGCAGGGCCUACAGUCUGCGUCCGCCGCUUACUCAGCGCCAAUUGCCAAUUGCACGUGCGGAGCCACCUCAGACGGAAGAAAUUAAGUUGUUUGGCAUAAUCCCCACUGCGCCUCGCUCAAGCAAGCUUGGCGAGAACCUGGAGGAUCGCAUCCAGUCUGGCGAAUUCACGGACUCGGGCUCGACAAAAGAGAAGUUGACUCGUCCCCUGCGCCAGGCGCUGGCGAAGGAGCCGCUUGUUGGUCGGUCUGCAGCUCGCUUCCUGGCGGACUUGGGCCGCCAGUGGCGUGCCGAGGCCAGUAAGCGCAUGCCUGAGGCACGCGGCGACAUCCGGGAGAUUGUGGGCCAGCCAGUGUUUGUGCCGCUGUACAAGCUGUUCCUGGUGUACGGCAAGAUCUUCCGGCUGUCUUUCGGCCCCAAGAGCUUCGUCAUCAUCUCUGACCCCGCUUAUGCCAAGCAGAUCCUGCUCACGAACGCGGACAAGUACAGCAAGGGGCUGCUCAGCGAGAUCCUGGAUUUCGUGAUGGGCACGGGGCUCAUUCCCGCGGACGGCGAGAUUUGGAAGGCGCGCCGCCGCGCAGUGGUGCCAGCCCUGCACCGCAAGUACGUGAUGUCGAUGGUGGACAUGUUCGGCGACUGCGCGGCGCACGGCGCGUCCGCCACACUAGACAAGUAUGCCGCCUCAGGCACCAGCCUGGACAUGGAAAACUUCUUCAGCCGGCUGGGUCUGGACAUCAUCGGCAAGGCCGUGUUCAACUACGACUUCGACUCGCUGGCGCACGACGACCCCGUCAUCCAGGCCGUGUACACGUUGCUGCGCGAAGCGGAGCACCGCUCCACAGCGCCCAUCGCCUACUGGAACAUUCCCGGCAUCCAGUUUGUGGUGCCGCGGCAGAAGCGCUGCCAGGAGGCGCUGGUGCUGGUAAAUGAGUGCCUGGACGGCCUCAUCGACAAGUGCAAGAAGCUGGUCGAGGAGGAGGACGCGGUGUUUGGGGAGGAGUUCCUUAGCGAGCGCGACCCCUCCAUCCUGCACUUCCUCCUCGCGUCUGGAGACGAGAUUUCCUCGAAGCAGUUGCGCGAUGACCUGAUGACUAUGCUGAUUGCGGGGCACGAGACCACCGCCGCCGUGCUGACGUGGACGCUGUACCUGCUGUCCCAACACCCCGAGGCGGCAGCGGCCAUCCGCAAGGAGGUAGACGAGCUCCUUGGGGACCGCAAGCCCGGGGUGGAAGACCUCAGAGCGCUCAAGAUGACGACUCGCGUCAUCAACGAGGCGAUGCGGCUCUACCCACAGCCGCCAGUACUCAUUCGCCGCGCGCUGCAGGACGACCACUUCGACCAGUUCACGGUGCCGGCCGGCAGCGACCUGUUCAUCAGCGUGUGGAACUUGCACCGCAGCCCUAAGCUGUGGGACGAGCCCGACAAGUUCAAGCCGGAGCGCUUCGGACCGCUGGACAGCCCCAUCCCCAACGAGGUGACUGAAAACUUCGCCUACCUGCCCUUUGGCGGUGGCCGCCGCAAGUGCAUUGGCGACCAGUUCGCUUUGUUCGAGGCGGUUGUUGCGCUGGCCAUGCUGAUGCGGCGAUACGAGUUCAACCUGGACGAGUCCAAGGGGACAGUGGGCAUGACAACAGGUGCCACCAUCCACACCACCAACGGUCUAAACAUGUUUGUUCGUCGGCGCGACCCAUUGACCGUGCCGCCGACCUCAUCUAGCGUGGCGGAGACGGUGUCCACUGGGUACGCGUUCGCUUGUGGCCCAGCUGUCAUGCCUGUCGCAUCAGCGGAGGUGGUGGCCGCGCCCGCAACGGCUGCAGGUGGCGGCUGCCCAUUUCACACCGCAGCAGGAGCCGCUGUACCAGCGGCGACGAUGAGCCUGAGGCCCACCGGACCGCCGUCCGCCUAAACACGUACUGGAACAGAAUGACGGAGGCAGGCGUUUUCCUGCGUGGACUUGUACUAAGAGACGGCUGUUCACAAUCAGGAUGCUGCGCGGGCGGAGGCUGGUCGCGCUGCGGCAGCAGACGUCGGGGACAGACUGACGUGGCAGCGGUGGCAGGGCAACGGCGCAUGGCGGUGUGCAAGGAUUUUAGCCGGCUGUUGAAGUUUGGAUUUGCAGUGCUGCAACCAACAGCGGCGACUUGAUGCAGUUGCGGUUGAGGGGCUGCGGCAUCAGCUAGCUGGGAUGCUUCAGGCACCGCAAGGCGCCAGAGGCUUGCAUCCUCCAGCUCUUGUACGGUAUUCGAGCUGGUGCCCCCGUGCGAGGGAAGCGUGCGAUGUUACUGGGUAAUGGCAUCGAGAUCGUGGGUAGGGGGUCCCGGGUAUCGGGUAGCACACGGCAUGCCUGCACACGUGCAUAAUCAGCGCGCAGACUGGGGCUGAGGUGGAUGCGAUGGGGCUUUGGGGACAUCACAUGCUUCAGGGGGCCUUGGCCCACCCGGGGGUGCCAGUCCGGCAAGUCCCUGGGGAUUGCGUGAGUUCAAGCCCCUAGAUUAUCAAAGGACAUCAUGCGACAUUUAUGAGGUCUCUGGGUAUUAACGAAGAUGAACUAAUACUGCGCAUCAGAGAAGGCAACCACACAACGUCGUCGAGGCUUAGCCAGGCUUAGCAGAACGACAAGAUUUUUCCUUGCACAGGACAAGUGUUCCCCCGGUCACGGGACAAGGGGUGUCAGCUGUGUACAGCUGGAAAAUGGGCUGAGCCCCCGUACGCUUGGGAGCUAAUAGGCGUGUAACGCCCCGUUAGA